This is a messenger RNA of Cinclus cinclus, 1164 nucleotides long. It is a transcript of the gene KITLG, whose product is annotated as KIT ligand. Gene Ontology annotation, cellular component: plasma membrane. Gene Ontology annotation, biological process: cell adhesion; positive regulation of cell population proliferation. Gene Ontology annotation, molecular function: cytokine activity; stem cell factor receptor binding. The record is from RefSeq and is a predicted model, not a curated record. The transcript has 10 exons. Bases 1 to 1164 code for a protein of 387 amino acids. Lineage: Eukaryota; Metazoa; Chordata; Aves; Passeriformes; Cinclidae.
AUGCCCACACCCCCCUCAUCCCCGCCCGCCGCUCCCCGCGGGGGCCCGCCCGCGGCCCCGCUCCCCUCCGGCGCUGGCCAGGGGCAGGCUCGGCUUGUUCCUGCCUCCGACUUGCCCCAAGUUAACUCGGUGCGAGAACGUGAAAUAAUCGGGGGCGGCAGUGCGGUGGCUGCGGUUCCCGCUGUCUCCCCUCACACCGCUCCGGCGAGCGGCGCCGGGCGGGUGCCGUGGGAACCCCGGCAUUUCGCCCUUCGUCCUCCCGCAUCCCGCCGGGAAGUGCCGCUCAGUGCCGCUGCGGGGGGCCCUGCCAUUAUUGUGCAGACUUGGAUUAUCACUUGCUUUUGUCUUCAACUACUCCUACUUAAUCCUCUUGUCAAAGCCCAGAGUUCCUGCGGGAAUCCAGUUACAGAUGAUGUGAAUGAUAUUGCAAAAUUGGUUGGAAAUCUCCCAAAUGAUUAUAUGAUAACCCUUAAACAUGUCCCGAAGAUGGAUAGUCUGCCUAAUCACUGUUGGUUGCAUUUGAUGGUGCCUGAAUUUUCAAGGAGUCUACAUAAUCUUCUCCAGAAAUUUUCAGAUAUUCCAGAUAUGUCAGAUGUUUUAAGCAACUAUUCAAUCAUCAAUAAUCUCACAAGGAUAAUUAAUGAUCUUAUGGCAUGCCUUGCUUUUGAUAAAAACAAGGAUUUUGUAAAAGAAAAUGGUCACCUUUAUGAAGAAGGUCACUUCAUUCCUGAGGAUUUUUUUAGGCACUUUAAUAGUACCAUUGAGGUCUACAAAGAGUCUGCAGACAGAUUGGAUAAAAAUGACUGCAUUCUGCCUUCAACAGUAGGAACACCUGAGAAUGAUUCCAGAGUCGCUGUCACAAAAACAUUUUUGUUUCCUCCUGUUGCUGCCAGCUCUCUUAGGAAUGACAGCAUUGGCAGUAGCACUAGCAGUAACAAAGAAGCACUUGGCUUCAUUAGCAGCUCCAGCCUGCAAGGGAUCAGCAUAGCACUGACAUCAUUGCUGUCUCUCUUUAUUGGCUUUAUUUUGGGAGCCAUAUACUGGAAGAAAAUACAUCCCAAAUCCAGACCAGAAAGUGAUGAAACUACACAGUGUCAUGCCUAUCAAGAGGAAAAUGAGAUAAGUAUGUUACAGCAAAAAGAAAAGGAACAUCUACAAGUGUAG